This is a messenger RNA of Helicoverpa zea (corn earworm), 2608 nucleotides long. RefSeq names its product glucose dehydrogenase [FAD, quinone]-like. The record is from RefSeq and is a predicted model, not a curated record. The transcript has 4 exons. NCBI's taxonomy places the organism in Eukaryota, Metazoa, Arthropoda, Insecta, Lepidoptera, Noctuidae. Bases 102 to 2072 code for a protein of 656 amino acids. Gene Ontology annotation, molecular function: flavin adenine dinucleotide binding; oxidoreductase activity, acting on CH-OH group of donors.
AGUGAAUGGUAAACCACAUGGUGUUGUGAACAGUGAACUCUCUUGUAAAAGUGUUGUGCUUGUUUUAUCUUCAGAUCCCGAUGAUGCAACACUAAGCAACAAUGGGUGUGGUUUCUGUAGCAGCUGCGGCCACUAAGGCGGCUCUCGCAAUCGGCGGCCUUAGCAAACUCUCCAUCAUCCCAGUCCUAUUAGCAGCUAUGGCGUAUUUCAACUAUGAAACCCUCGAUCCUGAACAAAGACCCUUUAACCAAAAACAUCUUCGAGAGAAAUAUGACUUCAUUAUCGUUGGAGGAGGUUCAGCUGGCUCAGUUCUGGCCAAUAGGCUGUCGGAAAUAGAAGGAUGGAAUGUACUGCUCCUAGAAGCUGGAGGACACGAAACUGAUAUCAGUGAUGUUCCUCUGCUGUCGCUAUAUCUACACAAGAGUAAACUGGACUGGAAGUAUCGUACUCAGCCUCAAGACACUGCUUGCCAAGCCAUGAUUGACAAACGCUGCGCUUGGACAAAAGGCAAAGUUUUGGGAGGUUCGUCAGUCCUGAAUACCAUGCUGUACAUCAGAGGAAACAAACGAGAUUUUGACCACUGGGUGGAGCAGGGUAAUCCAGGCUGGGGCUACGAAGACGUACUGCCAUACUUCAAGAAGUCACAAGAUCAACGAAACCCAUACUUAGCCAAGGACACAAGACAUCACUCAACAGGAGGAUACUUAACAGUGCAAGAUUCACCAUUCAACACGCCAAUAGGAGCAGCCCUUAUACAAGCAGGAGAAGAAAUGGGUUACGACUUCGUCGACGUAAAUGGUGCCCAACAAACCGGCUACGCUUGGUACCAGUUCACCAUCCGGAGAGGAACUAGAUGUUCCGCAGCGAAAGCUUUUCUAAGGCCGGUCAGAUUACGUCAAAACCUUCACAUUGCACUAUUUACUCACGUUACUAAAGUACUUAUUGAUAAAGAUGGCAAGAGAGCUUAUGGUGUCGAAUUCAUAAGAGAUGGUGAAAAGCAAGUAGUCUAUGCUACUCGCGAAGUGAUUCUGUCAGCUGGCUCUAUUGGAUCACCACAAUUGCUUAUGUUGUCUGGCGUAGGACCCGCAAAUCAUUUACAAGAAGUAGGAGUAGAUGUGAUCCAAGAUUCUCCCGGAGUUGGCAGAAACUUGCAAGAUCAUAUUGCAGUCGGUGGCAUUGUAUUCCGUAUAGAUCAACCCAUCAGUUUAGUUAUGAACCGACUUGUUAAUAUAAAUUCUGCUUUGCGAUAUGCAAUUACUGAAGACGGCCCUCUGACAUCAAGUAUAGGAUUAGAAGUUGUUGCUUUUAUAAAUACCAAAUACGCGAAUGCUUCUGAUGACUGGCCUGAUAUUGAGUUUAUGAUGACGUCAGCUUCAACUCCAUCAGACGGUGGUACGCAAGUCAAGAGAGCUCACAGUCUCACUGAUGACUUCUACAACGAAGUGUUUUCCGAAAUAAACAAUAAAGAUGUUUUUGGUAUUUUCCCUAUGAUGUUGAGACCGAAGAGUCGUGGAUUCAUAAAGCUGCGAAGUAACAAUCCUUUGGACUAUCCCAUUAUGGUACACAAUUAUCUAACGCAUCCUGAUGAUGUUGGAGUUUUGCGAGAAGGUGUUAAGGCUGCAAUAGCUGUUGGGGAAACUACAGCCAUGAAGAGAUUUGGAGCAAGAUUCCACAGCAAGCCCUUACCAAACUGCAAGCAUUUACCUCCAUUCACAGAUGAAUACUGGGACUGCUACAUACGUCAGUAUACUAUGACAAUUUAUCACAUAUCCUGCACAGCGAAGAUGGGGCCUUCAAGUGAUCCUAUGGCGGUCGUAGAUCCUCAACUACGAGUUUACGGUAUACAAGGCCUUCGAGUGAUAGACGCUAGUAUAAUGCCUACUAUAACUAAUGGUAACAUCAACGCUCCCGUAAUGAUGAUUGCCGAGAAGGGAGCUGACAUGAUCAAGGAAGAAUGGAUGGCCAAGCCUAACAAAAAACGAAGAACGCGCCGUUCAGCUAAAUGUGCUAUAUUAGAACAUUUGGGUUUGAACAGUGAUAGAAGGAAAAAGUACUGCAGAACUGAAAGAUGAUGGUUAAGCAAAGAGUAGACAAAUUCUAAGCCAUAUUUUAGAUAGGUAUAAAUAAUGUACAAUUGACUAUACCAAAUGGGUUAUAGUGUAAGCAUGGACGCAGUAAAAGGUUAUAUUUAUAGGGGAAUUAGAGAUAGGUGCACUAUUCCUAAAAGUCGUGGAGUAUGAGAGAAUAUUUUUAUAGCUAACUUUAGAACACUAGAUACAUACAAUGUGUACCUCAUUGUUAAGUAGACAGUCGUUACCGUAAAAGUUCUAGUCUUUAUCAACAAUAAUGUAAAGUAAAAUAAACGUAGUAUUAUAGCUUAAACAGUCAUAGGAAUCAUCACAUAUUACCACAAUAAUGAAGUAGUCACGAGGUAAGAUUUUAAAUUUCUACGGAAAGCUUGUUAUCACUUUAAUAUUUAAUUUAGUUUAAGGGGUGCAAUGUCGGAUUUGAAUGGUAAAAUAGCACAAUGGUCAUUAUGUUAUAUGGUUAAGAUAAAUGAUUUAUUGUAAAUACAAAUUGUAUCAUUAAUUACAAUAUUUUUAUUCGU